Molecule: messenger RNA, 1140 nt
Organism: Aplosporella prunicola CBS 121167
Lineage: Eukaryota; Fungi; Ascomycota; Dothideomycetes; Botryosphaeriales; Aplosporellaceae
Exons: 1
Coding region: 1-1140 (379 amino acids)
Source: RefSeq, a predicted model, not a curated record
AUGCUCCCUGGCCAUCAACCACCCAACAUGCGAUUCUUCGCACCCACACCAGCAGCACUGAACGGUGCUCCUCAACCCACCUACAGCGCACCAAAGCCAAGCACCCUCCCUGGCAACCCGCAAAAAAUCUACAUCAGCGGCGUCCACAAUCCCCAGCCGUUGCAACACGCUCGCGCUUGGUUUGCCACAGGGCGCUACUUGUACACCGGUCCAACCGCGCCCGCAGUCCCUCGCUCCCUCCAUCCCGCCGCGGACAACACUCUCAUUCCCUCCCACGAUCCGCACCACCCGCCCGUGUGGGAUCCCGCGGACGUGCGCUUCCGCGUCGGCUUCGUGCCAAAGUACGACGAGCUGAAUGGCGUCAAGGCGCUGUUGAAGCUGGAAGCGAAGCGCGGGAACAGGGUCGAAGAGCUAACGGCUGCACAUGAAGAUGCUAGAGGCGCACUUUCGCGGCGCGCGUUGCGCAAUGGCGCGGACCCGGGGGUUGGCGGCGGAGCGUCGCGUCUCCAGCAGCAGCGCGCUGGUAAUGGGGGAUAUGUUGUCGUUGAGCCGAUGCCGCCAGUGAUUGCGACGCAACAGCAUCAGCAGGGCUUCGCGCCAGAGAGGCGGUACUGCUUUCCUCAGAUGCAGACACAGCAGCCCGGUUGGAGCUACGCUGGUACCCAGAUUCGUAUGGUCCCGUCGUACCAGACUCGUCCUGGGUAUCAGUAUCAGUUCCAUAACAAUGCGGCCUCCUUCCAGCAAUCCGGCACGAACAUGGACGCGAACCGCCAUCAAUUCCAGCCUUACCACCCCUACCAGUACCCGCAACAGCAACAGCAGAUGCAACAGCAGGUGCAACAGCCUCAGCGUCAGUUUCCGCCCCCACAGAACAUGGUCCCGUUCGCCUCCUACGAUCCUCAGCCUGUGUACGCGCAGCCUCGUGCUUCUCACCCCGCUCAACCACAAGCUCGGCAGUUCGCGUACGGUCUACAGACUCAGGCUCAUCGCCCUAACGUCCAGUAUCAAGCCCCCCGCGGCGGUGCUACCCAGCAGACCAGCAACAACAACCAUACUGGCCGCGCUCAUCCUGGUGCCCCUCUCCCCGCAAGCGUGACUCGUGCUCCGCUACCAUCGGUUUACUGUCGAUUCCCGUUCUGA